Molecule: messenger RNA, 1174 nt
Organism: Neltuma alba
Lineage: Eukaryota; Viridiplantae; Streptophyta; Magnoliopsida; Fabales; Fabaceae
Exons: 3
Coding region: 75-854 (259 amino acids)
Biological process (GO): positive regulation of DNA repair
Cellular component (GO): BRISC complex; BRCA1-A complex
Source: RefSeq, a predicted model, not a curated record
AACGCGACAAAAGAAGCACCAUUGGCGUUUCGUCUGUGAAAUCCAGAUACGAAGACGGAGAAAGGAGAGAGGAGAUGGAGGGGAUCGAGGGAGAUAGUUCAGCGAGAGCAAGCAAGUAUGUGCUGGAUUCAGGACCCCUAAGAAACGAAGAUAUACUUAUUUGUGUGGAUGUGGAUCCUGAAUCCCUUAUCGAGUUGAAGGCUACUGGUUCUAAUGGCCGACCACUCACCAGGUUGGACUCUAUCAAGCAAGCCGUCCUUCUCUUUGUUAAUGCCAAGCUAACCAUCAAUCCUGAACAUCGUUUUGCAUUCGUCGCUCUCGGAAAGUCUGCUUCUUGGCUCAAGAAAGAGUUUAGCAAUGAUGUUGAGUCUGCAAUUGCUGCAAUGCGGGGGCUUUCAGCUACUUCGUCCAGUGGCCAACCAGAUCUUACUAAUUUGUUCAGAGUUGCUGCUCAUGAAGCUAAGAAAUCUCGUGUGCAGAGUCGUAUUUUCAGAGUGAUUCUCAUCUACUGUCGAUCAUCAGUGCGACCCAUACAUCAAUGGUCUUCGAACCAAAGGCUUUUCACUCUGGAUGUGAUGUACCUCCAUGACAAACCUGGACCAGAAAAUUGUCCCCAGGCAGUCUAUGAUACCCUUGUGGAAGCCCUUGAACAAGUGAGUGAAUAUGAGGGCUAUAUCUUGGAAAGUGGGCAAGGGCUAGUACGCGUCAUUUUCCGCCACAUGUGCAUACUCUUGUCACAUCCUCAACAGCGUUGUAUACAAGAAGAUGUUGACUUCCCCAAACCUCUUACAAAGAAGUCUCCUCCACCAGAGUCAAUGACUGCGGAAGACACUGUUCCUGCACCCAGCCAAUGAGUAUGCCUAUUACUUCAUAUAUUACUAAGAAGAUGAUGUGGAUUCGUAAUAUCUAGUUGUCUCUGUAAAUCAUGUUUACCUUUAAAAGGAAAUUGUGGAUGAAUUGUCAAUUUGGCGUCUCAAAGUUUCACAACAAUGGAUGCGCAAGCUUCAAUGCUUUUUGCCAUCAAUCCAAACUUUGUAGCUAUACGAGCAGGGCAUACAUAGUGCCCUCUUUUCAGUGCAUGUCUGCUGUUGUAUCGUAUGUUUUUUUUUCCUGUGAGAUUGUGAAAAUGAGCUGUCUUUGCUUUGCUUCCUUCUACACUUGUGUUGAGGUUAAG